Molecule: messenger RNA, 888 nt
Organism: Drosophila santomea
Lineage: Eukaryota; Metazoa; Arthropoda; Insecta; Diptera; Drosophilidae
Product: vicilin-like seed storage protein At2g18540
Exons: 2
Coding region: 1-888 (295 amino acids)
Source: RefSeq, a predicted model, not a curated record
AUGCAUUGCAUGCUUCAACUGAGUCUGGCUGUGGCCCUUUGCGCCCUCUUAGCCCCAUCCGCCACCUUGGCCGAACGCCGCAAUGUGUACCGCCUGGGUGGACGCUCCUCGGACGCUCAGGGGGAGGCCCGCUUCACCUCGUCGAUUGCCAACAAGCUGUCCUCGCUAAAAGGCACCACCACGACGACCACGGCCGCCCCCACUACCAGCACCGUGCCCACCACCACUACGGAGACGACCUCGCCGACCGCACCAACAACAUCCACUGGCACCUCGACGAGCACUAGCACGCCCACUUCCGCCUCCUCCUCCUCCACCAGCCGUGCCUUCCCCGUCAUUCAAGAAGAUGUUGACGAGGAUGAGGAGAUGCCCAGGGCCUACGAAGAUGAAGAGGAUGACGCUGACGACAGCGUAGAGGACGAGGACGAAGGCGAUGAUGACGAUGAGGAGAACUACUAUGUGGCCGCACCGUCCACCGCAGGCAACAGCAAUGCCGUCCAACAGUCCUCAGAGUCCAGUUCGUUGGUCCGCCCCUCGGAGCUACAGUGGCGUCAGUUCCAGCAGGAACAGCGCAACCGUCGCCGCAUCCAGCGCCUCCAGCGGGAGCACAACCAGCGGAUCAGGGCCCUCCUUCGCCGCCAGAGGGCCGCCGAGAAGAGAAGCCAGCAGCGAUUGCGCCGCCAGCGCCAACAGAGCCGUAGGCGCGUCUCCCAGCGCCAGCGCCGCAACAGGAACCGCUCCAAGGCCCAGCGCCAGCGUCAAAGGAAGAACAACAUGAGCCGUCGCCGCCGCCAGCAGCAGCAGCGCCAGCGCAGACAUCGUCAGCAGCAGCGCCGCCGGCUCAUCCGCCUCCUGAACCGUCGUCGUCGUGGCGGUCGUCGCAACUAA